GCCUGUGGAGCCUGCAUUUCUUGUACUAAUCUUAUUAGAAUUAAGGCUGGUUGGUUUUUAUUAAAGCAGCCACUUAAAGAUUAAGUUGAUCUGGUUUUAAAGAACAACGUCAAUCUAAUUCUGUAAAUAUUAAAACUAGACAAGUUUUCUACGAAAAUUAAAUAGAAGCUAAUCCAGUUUGAAUGGGCAAAAGCUCGGCAGUCAGUAGUAGAAGGUGCCCUCAUUCAUUCUUUAACAAAAACUCAAUCUCGCUCAGUUCACACAACAUACAGUGAAGUCUGCCCUCUUCCAUCUCCAUAAACUUCACAGUUGCUACUCAGAGCCAUUCCGGUCUUGACAGUCAAAAUGAGGAUGAUCUUGUUUUUCCUUGCUGGCCUGACAGUCCAUGUGGUCUUCUUCCUGUCCAUCUUUGACAUAUACUUCACUUCUCCUUUGGUCCAUGGCAUGAACCCUCAGUCCACCCCACUGGCACCCCCUGCAUCCAGACUGGUGUUAUUUGUAGCUGAUGGCCUCAGAGCUGACAGUCUUUUCACCCUUUUGCCCGAUGGCUCUUCAAGGACUCCAUACUUAAGGCGUGUAAUCGAGGAGACUGGUACCUGGGGUGUCUCUCACACUCGUGUGCCCACUGAGUCUCGACCUGGUCAUGUUGCUCUCAUUGCAGGCUUCUAUGAGGACGUUAGCGCAGUCGCUAAAGGCUGGAAGGAGAAUCCUGUAGAGUUUGAUUCAGUGUUUAAUGAAAGCAGAAACACAUGGUGCUGGGGAAGCCCAGAUAUCCUGCCUAUGUUUGCUAAAGGUGCCAGCGGAGACCACGUUCACACCCACACAUACCCUGCAGAGGAAGAAGACUUUGCCUCCACAGAUGCGUCCAGACUGGACAGCUGGGUCUUCACUCAGGUCAAAUCCUUCUUGCAAUCAGCAAACUCAAACUCCAGUCUAAAGUCUAGUCUGCUCGAGGAUCGAAACAUCUUCUUUCUGCACCUGCUUGGCAUUGACACUAACGGACAUGCUCACAGACCGAUGUCACGGGAAUACCUGGACAAUAUUGUUCUAGUGGACACAGGAGUAGCUGAGCUUGUGUCUGCAUUUGAGGACUUUUUUGGUAAUGAUGGCCGAACUGCAUACGUKUUUACCUCUGAUCACGGCAUGACAAACUGGGGCUCCCACGGUGCUGGUCACCCUUCUGAAACACUCACACCUUUAGUGGCGUGGGGAGCUGGGCUUAAUAAGGCUCAGAGAGUCACAGAAACACAGCCGUACCAGGAUGGGUACUUACAGGAUUGGAAGUUGGAGCACAUACGUAGAGUUGAUGUCAAUCAGGCUGACAUUGCUCCACUGAUGGCCUCUCUCAUUGGUUUGCCCAUUCCUGUUAACUCUGUUGGUGUGUUACCACUUCUCUACCUUAACAACAGCAAUCAGUUCAAGGCAGAAAGCAUKUUCACUAAUGCUAUUCAAGUCCUGGAGCAGUUCAAGAUGAAAAUGAGCCAGAAAAAAGAGACAACCUUGUCUUUUCUCUUCACACCCUUCCAACUCCUGACAGAGACAAAACAAGCCGAAUUCAUCCAGAAGGCUCGAAUACUGAUUCAGCUGGAKAAGUACAACGAGGCUGUGUCUCUGUGCCAGACCCUGAUAUCGCUCUCUUUAGAAGGCCUGGUCUACUACCACACCUAUGACAGGUUCUUCCUAGGAUGCAGUGUGGUGCUGGGAUUUGUAGGCUGGACUUCAUAUGUUAUUUUAGUCAUACUGAAGACUCACGCCACCUUAAAUCGGCAUCCUAAUCUCACGAAACAAGUUUCUACAWCGAAUUUGGGGAGAAUUUCUGUUUCUGUGGCGGUGAUGAUCACCAUGUUUCUAUUAAUCCAAAGAAGCCCCAUUACUCACUACAUUUACUGUCUGCUGCCGGUACCCGUGUGGUACUCUGUUUUUAAAGAGUCUGGAGUUUUAACAGAUCUGAUUCGAUCAGCCUCCUCUCUGCAACUGAAGAAAUGUUUUGUCUACUUAGUCCUGGUGGUAUUUGGAAUCGAGCUGCUCGUGGCGAGUUUCUUCCAUCGCGCCAUGCUGACUCUGGGCCUCACUGCUCUGUCCUUGUGGCCCCUCCUGUCUGGGCUUUUUGACAAGGCAAAGUUUCGUGCUUUGAGCUGGUUUGUGGCCUGUCUAUGUUUGGCUGUUUUCCCUCUGAUGCCUGUUGUUGGUAGAGACCCUAACCUACAGCUGGUUGUCUGUGCAGGUCUGCUCACCCUCUUCACAUCAGCCUGUUACCUGUGGUCAUCAUGGCAGAGGACACCGCUGCACCCCAGUGACAGACGGCAGUUUUUCACUCAGAUGAUCCAUGUGGCUGUGUGCGCGUACGUGCCAUACCUCACCCACUCCAGCCUGCAGCAGAAACAGGGCCUACCGCUUCUCAACCAGAUCAUCAGCUGGAGCACUUUGGCGUCGUCCAUAUUUGUUCCUUUGCUGAGCUCAACGCGCCUUUUCCAUCGGCUCCUCAGCAUCUUCCUGUCUCUCAUCUCUACGUACCUGCUGCUCAGCACAGGGUCAGAAGCCUUGUUUCCUCCUGUCUUAUCUUGGUUAAUGUUUGCGUGGAUCAACAUUGAACAGGAGGCUUUAAUCGCUCAGGGUGUCUCUGGCAGGGAAGAGCUGUCUACUAUUGAUUUCUCAGCAAACAUCGACGUCUUUUUUAUAAUAACAGCUUUCUUCGGCACAGGGAACAUAGCAUCCAUUAACAGCUUCGACCCGGCCUCUGUUUAUUGCUUCCUCACUGUUUUCAACCCCUUUAUCAUGGGAGGACUCAUGAUGUGGAAGGUCAUCAUUCCAUUUAUCACAGUAAUGUGCACAUUUGAAACCAUCCAGGUUGCGACUCAGCUCUCAUCAAGAAGUUUGUUUCUCAUCGUCCUGGUCAUCUCUGAUGUCAUGGCUCUGCAUUUCUUCUUCAUGGUGCAGGACUAUGGAAGYUGGUUGGACAUCGGCACCAGCAUCAGCCAUUAUGUGAUUGUGAUGUCGAUGACGAUAUUUUUAAUGCUGCUCAGUGUGGUCACACACCUUCUCACCUCAAAAAGACUCAUCCUUUGGAAACAACAUAAGAUGCACUUUCCUUAAAAAUAUUUAUUUGUGUUGUCAAAUGWACACACAGCCAAAACACAACAAAAAAUUAGUAUUGUUUGAUUUUUUUUUAGAUCUGUUUAUUAUUGCAUUACUGUAUUGUUUUGUUUUUUUUUUAUGUACAGGAAGCGGAUGUUUUAUUGCUAUACUAAACUGUAACAUUUUGGUUUAGAAAAUGGUUUAAGAAUUUUGCACAGUGCCAUUUGGCUUUUUACCGAUAUAUUGUGUCUGUUUCAGGAACUUUUUUCUAUAAAUCAUUAAUAAGUCUGACUUCUAUUGUAAACUAACCUUUGCCAAGAUGUCAGAUUACCACUGAAGGGGCAGAAAUAUGUUACCAUAGAGGAAAUGGAUGUUUUUUUUUUGUGAUUUCAUAUUUGCAAAUAAAAAUGUAAGAAUGGAAUUGCACUGGCUAUACUGACUAUACUAUACUAACUGCUAUGAAUAAGGUACUAUCAUAUUACAGAAGAAGUCAGUCAACAUAAAGGGAAAGCCCCAAAUUAAGCAUCAUGUGUGCAAAUUAGAAGUAAAAAUUCAGAAAUGACUUAAAGUAUAACCAACCAGAACAGGCACAAACAUUUAGUCUUUAAUAAGCAAUAAAUGCAYACUUUUUUGUUGUUUCUGUUUGAGCUCAUGUCUGAAAAAUAAAUUAAAAAGUAUCUUUGGACCUUCAA
Austrofundulus limnaeus is the source of this 3767-nucleotide messenger RNA. It is a transcript of the gene pign, whose product is annotated as phosphatidylinositol glycan anchor biosynthesis, class N. Gene Ontology annotation, molecular function: mannose-ethanolamine phosphotransferase activity. Gene Ontology annotation, biological process: GPI anchor biosynthetic process. The record is from RefSeq and is a predicted model, not a curated record. NCBI's taxonomy places the organism in Eukaryota, Metazoa, Chordata, Actinopteri, Cyprinodontiformes, Rivulidae. Gene Ontology annotation, cellular component: endoplasmic reticulum membrane.